Protobothrops mucrosquamatus (brown spotted pit viper) is the source of this 1671-nucleotide messenger RNA. Its product is annotated as zinc finger protein 2. The transcript is spliced from 6 exons. Bases 1 to 1671 code for a protein of 556 amino acids. Gene Ontology annotation, biological process: regulation of DNA-templated transcription. The record is from RefSeq and is a predicted model, not a curated record. NCBI's taxonomy places the organism in Eukaryota, Metazoa, Chordata, Lepidosauria, Squamata, Viperidae.
AUGGUGACAACGGAACCUUUUCAGGCACCGCCAUUCUCAUUUGAAGAGGUGGCCGUGUACUUUACAGAGGUAGAAUGGGCUCUCCUGGACACAGAGCAGAGAGAUCUGUACUGGGAUGUCAUGCAAGAAAACUACGAGGCUGUGGCUUCACUGGCUGUUGCAAUCCCCAAGCCCGAGUUGAUCUAUCGUCUGGAACGAGGAGAAGAGCCAUGGAUCUCUGCCCAAGCAGCCUCGGAGGAGAAAAAAAUCCCCCUCAACCUAUAUGAAGGAAACAACUUUCCUCUGGCUUCUCCCACUAUGCCAGCAAGCAAGGUGAUCGUGAGGGAGAUCAAGGAAGAGAUGGCAGAACCUGACAUUUUGGAUCCAGAAGAUCCUCCGUGGGCUUUGCUGGGGCCACCCACAGAGAACCCUUCCUUAGCCUCAGAGGCCCGGUGCGGCCUGCAGAGACAGUGGGAGCUACAGGCCGGGCACAUCUGGCGGGAACCCUCCAGGCACAUCAGGGCAGCCAGUUCCAAGCACAGCAUGUUCCACGUAGGCCGGAAGAAGCUGAUGUGCCCCGAAUGCGACCGGUGGUUUCACUGCAAGUCGGAAUUCUUGCUGCACUGGCGGACCCACACGGGCGAGAAGCCCUACGAGUGCCUGGCCUGCGGCAAACGCUUCAUCCAGAGCUCCCACCUGAGUGCCCACCGGCGCAUCCAUACGGGCGAGAAGCCCUACGAGUGCCCCCGGUGUGGGCGGAGCUUCAACCGGCGCUCCACCCUGACAGAGCACCUGAGGAUCCACACCGGGGAGAAGCCGUACAAGUGCCUCCAGUGCGGGGAGAGCUUCCGCUGGAGGCCCUACCUGACCAAGCACCAGAGGGUCCACCUGGGCAACGCUGCGUACCGAGGCCUCAACAACAGAGAAGCCAUCUUUGAAGACUCGCCCUGCCCUGAGCCUCUGGGAAGACUAACAGCGGAUGGCGCCAUCGAGAGUGGCGCCCCAGAAACCGAGUCCCUGCAUGCUGUCACCGCCUUGUCAAAACCGGGCAGUGGGGCAAAGCCCAGCCCUGAGAUCUGCGGGCUCAGGCAAGGCUCAGGCGGGCAGCCGCCCAGAUGGCCCGUAAAGACCGAAUCGGAGCUGCUGCCCGGUGGGAACGACGUCACCGACAUCAGCCAAAUCAAGAUCGUUCAGAUCGAGAAGAAGCACGUGUGCCACGACUGUGGGAAAGCCUUCCAGUAUAAAUUUGAGCUGGUGAAGCACCGCCGGACCCACACGGGGGAGAAGCCCUUCGAGUGCCUGGCCUGCGGGAAGCGCUUCUUCCAGAGCACCCACCUCAAUGCCCACCUGCGCAUCCACACGGGCGAGAAGCCCUACGAGUGCCCCCGGUGUGGGCGGAGCUUCAACCGGCGCUCCACCCUGACCGAACACCUGAGGAUCCACACGGGGGAGAAGCCGUACAAGUGCCUCCAGUGCGGGGAGAGCUUCCGCUGGAGGCCCUACCUGACCAAGCACCAGAGGGUCCACCUGGGAGAGAACACCUACAGAUACUUCGACAGCGGAGGAAGCCUCUAUGGCACCUCUUCCUUCCCAGAGCAUCAUCAGGAGGAGAACCAACCAGACAAAGUAAUACGGCUUUCCCUCUCGUGGAUAAAAAGUGAUGUGGAAAAGAUGAAGGUAACUUUCUAUUAA